Messenger RNA from Cygnus atratus (black swan), 1578 nucleotides. It is a transcript of the gene SARS2, whose product is annotated as seryl-tRNA synthetase 2, mitochondrial. The transcript has 16 exons. Lineage: Eukaryota; Metazoa; Chordata; Aves; Anseriformes; Anatidae. The record is from RefSeq and is a predicted model, not a curated record. Gene Ontology annotation, biological process: mitochondrial seryl-tRNA aminoacylation. Gene Ontology annotation, cellular component: mitochondrion. Gene Ontology annotation, molecular function: ATP binding; tRNA binding; serine-tRNA ligase activity. The coding region runs from base 1 to 1578 and encodes 525 amino acids.
AUGGCGGCGCCCAGGGUGCUGCUGGCGGCGGCCCGGCGGGCGGCGGCGGCGGCGGGGGGGCGUGGCCGGCGCGCGGCGGGGGGCGUGGCCGGGCGGAGCCGGCUGUACGAGCACGCGCGCGAGGGGCUGAGCGCGCGGCCGCGGCUGGACGUGGAGGCGCUGAGCGGCCGCGAGCUGGAGAGGAGGCGGGGCCCGCUGCGGGAGGGCGACCUGCGGGACAUCCUGCAGACCUGGGCCCGCCUGGGCGAGGUGCGCGCCGCCAUCGCCCGCCUCGAGGCCCAGAAGGACGACGUGGCCCGGGGCGUGCGGGCGCUGGUGGCCUCCCACGCCAAGGACGCGCUGCAGGCGGUCCCCGAGUACGCGGCACUGCGGGCGCAGGGGCGCCAGGUACGGCUGCAGCUGCAGACGCUCCUGGCUGAGGAGGCGGCGCUGGACGAGCGCUUCUACCUCAAGGCGCUGCAGCUCCCCAACCGCACCCACCCCGAGGCGCCCGUCGGGGACGAGAGCCAGGCCCGGGUGAUGGAGGUGGUGGGAGAGAAGCCAGUCUUUGACUUCCAGCCGAGGGGACACCUGGAGCUGGGCGAGGCGCUGGACAUCAUCCGCCAGCGGCGCCUGUCGCACGUCUCGGGGCACCGCUCCUACUACCUGUGCGGGGCGGGCGCGCUGCUGCAGCACGCGCUGGUGAGCUUCGUCCUGGCCAAGCUGCUGCCCAAGGGCUUCCUGCCCAUGACGGUCCCUGACCUGCUGCGAGGCGCUGUCUUUGAGGGGUGCGGGAUGCAGCUCAACGCCACCCCCUCGCCCGUCUACACCAUUGACCCCAUGCGCUUUGAGGACCUCUGCCUGGCCGGCACCUCUGAGGUGGGGAUCGCAGGGUACUUCAUGGACCACGCAGUGCGGCUGCAGGACAUGCCCAUCCGGGUCGUCUGCUCCAGCACGUGCUACCGCGCUGAGACUGACACGGGCCGGGAGCCCUGGGGGCUCUACCGCGUGCAUCAGUUCACCAAGGUGGAGAUGUUCGGGGUGACAGCGGCCGAGAGCGGGACGGAGAGCGAGGAGCUGCUGGAUGAAUUUGUGGCGCUGCAGAAGGAAAUCUUCUCCGAGCUGGGGCUGCACUACCGCAUCCUCGACAUGCCCACGCAGGAGCUGGGGCUCCCCGCCUACCGCAAGUUUGACAUCGAAGCCUGGAUGCCCGGCCGGGGCAAGUACGGGGAGAUCUCCAGCGCCUCCAACUGCACCGACUACCAAAGCCGGCGGCUCAACAUCAUGUACAGCGACGAGGCUGGACGGCUGCGCCACGCGCACACGGUGAACGGCACAGCCUGCGCCGUGUCGCGGAUGCUCAUCGCCCUCCUGGAGUGCAACCAGCAGCCGGACGGCAGCGUUCGCGUACCCCCCGCCCUGCAGCCCUUUGUCGGCCGCGCCGUGCUCACGCAGCCCCCAGCCCCGCUGCUGCGCUACAUUGGCCCCAACCAGCCCGGGGGGGGGCCAGGGGGGGCCGAGGGGGAGGCCCACGCCAGGGGGGACGCGGAGGAGCCUCGUGGGGACACGCAGAUGCCCCUCCCCUCCCCAGAAUGCUAA